Lactuca virosa is the source of this 264-nucleotide messenger RNA. The record is from the annotation of a GenBank genome assembly. Lineage: Eukaryota; Viridiplantae; Streptophyta; Magnoliopsida; Asterales; Asteraceae.
AUGCAAUGGGGUGGAGAAGAUGUUGUUACGGGUGAUGCAGUUGAGCCACAAACUGAUGAAGUUGUGAGGGUAAACGAAACUGAGCAAGUGGUGAGGGUUGAUGAAGCUGAGGAACUGGGCAUGGUUAAUCAAGUUGUUGGCCAUAUGUAUACUACAGUUCAACCAAGAAAGAGGAAAAAGUCUGAGAGAAUUCUUAAACUAAAGCUUCCUAAAAGAGUUGAAGGUGAAGGUAGUAGUGUUGGAUCGCCAAUGGAGUUAGAUUAA